CACUUGUGCAUGCCGCCAUUUUUGGGUUCAAGGUUAUGUGAGUAAGUACCACAGAUGACGGAUAAAACUUCAGACACGAUGAAUGUUUCACACCUUCCAGCAGUCAAAGCUGGGAAAAUGAGAAUUGUAAAACAUGUUAAAACACAUGAUGCCCCAGCUGAUGUCAGGUGUGAAGAGGAAUCUCCACACGAGCUUCUUACUAAGGAGGAAAUUGAAUGUCACGACAGGUGUAUCAAAGCUUAUCAUGAUAAGCCAAUGCCAACAGUUACUAAACCCCACAACGAUAAUACUAAACGUAUUAUUCAACAACCUUUGAAGUGAAGAAUUCUAUUUUCUUAAUGAAUUAAAUUUCUUUUUUUGUAACCCUUAUUUCUUUAAUAUAAUCAUUUACCAAUUGUUUCA
Messenger RNA from Schistosoma margrebowiei, 402 nucleotides. The record is from the annotation of a GenBank genome assembly. Lineage: Eukaryota; Metazoa; Platyhelminthes; Trematoda; Strigeidida; Schistosomatidae.